Molecule: messenger RNA, 1380 nt
Organism: Hemibagrus wyckioides
Lineage: Eukaryota; Metazoa; Chordata; Actinopteri; Siluriformes; Bagridae
Gene: arl5c
Product: ADP-ribosylation factor-like 5C
Exons: 6
Coding region: 274-813 (179 amino acids)
Biological process (GO): intracellular protein transport; protein localization to Golgi membrane; vesicle-mediated transport
Cellular component (GO): cytoplasm; trans-Golgi network
Molecular function (GO): GTP binding; GTPase activity
Source: RefSeq, a predicted model, not a curated record
GUUUGCCAGAAGGAAACCAGUCUCUCGUCACCAGCGCACGUAAUACAUGGGUCGUGCUUUCGAGUGUUUUAUCCGGACUGACAGAGAGGAAGGAAACACGAACAGCUCUUCUUCUCUCAACUGAACAAGAAAAAGGGCGAUCUGUACACACUUGGGUCGAACAGGCUCGGAGAAUUCAUAUUCGAAAGCAAUAACAAGAAGGAUAUUUCGGCUGGUUUGUUUUGGAGAGAGCUCUUGGUUUCAGGUUCAGACUGAAUUAACACUGUGUAGAAGAUGGGACUACUUUUUGCCAAACUGAUGACGGUGUUCGGAGAUAGAGAACACAAGGUGAUCAUUGUAGGCUUGGAUAAUGCAGGGAAGACAACCAUCCUCUACCAGUUUUUGACUAAAGAGGCUGUGCAUACCACUCCUACUAUUGGCAGCAAUGUGGAGGAGAUUUCUGUCAAGAAAACGCGCUUCCUUGUUUGGGACAUUGGAGGUCAGGAUGCUCUUCGAGCUAGCUGGAGCACCUAUUACUGCAAUACAGAAAUUGUGAUCCUGGUAGUAGAUAGCACAGAUCGGGAGCGUUUAACUCUUACGAAAGAUGAACUACAUAGAAUGCUUGCACAUGAGGAUCUGCAGAAUGCUUCAGUGCUGGUGUUGGCCAAUAAGCAGGACAUGAAAAACAGCAUGACAGCAGCAGAGAUUUCCCAGAAUCUCACUCUCACUUCUCUCACAGCUCACUCCUGGCAUGUCCAGGCCUGCUGUGCCCUUACUGGAGAAGGCUUACCAGCAAGUCUGGACUGGAUGCGUUCCCGAGUUGUAGCAAACUAGGCCGGAAGUGGUUCAUAGUAACUCUGCAGAGCCAGAGUUUCUGUCCCAUAUGUGCCUACAUUGUCAUCAAACUCUCAGAGUUGAUGUUGGGGCUUAUUCAGAGCCCUAUUAAAACUACAGGUGGACUGAACCCUGGACAUGCAAUGUAUAUUUGUAUAUACUGGCAUGUACACAUGUGCUAAUUAUGUCUUCAUUUUAGAGGUCACAUUGUUAACAUUACAAACAGAUUGUGUUGUCCAAGGUGGAAGAAUUUGCACUGAUUUUAUGAAUUCCGAACAAACUGUGUAUUCUGGCCUGUGGCGCUACUAUACUUCUUGAGAGUAGGGAUCACUGCCCAAGCACAGCCCAAUAGUAUUUGGUGAGAAAUUCAUAUGGAUGUUGGUGCUCAGUUUUUAAGCUUCAAGCAUUACUUCAGAUAUUUAAUAGGAUGUUAUUUGUGUUUGAUGGACCUAAGUCCAGUGAAAUUAAACAAGUAUUGACAUUCUGAAAUAUUGAAAGCUGCUUAUUCAUACUAUAUUUUCUUGUUCAUUUUUUGUACAAAUAAAGGAAUGUGAAAAAACUGUGAAA